Hylaeus anthracinus is the source of this 4517-nucleotide messenger RNA. RefSeq lists its product as uncharacterized. Gene Ontology annotation, biological process: sphingolipid metabolic process. Gene Ontology annotation, cellular component: lysosome. The record is from RefSeq and is a predicted model, not a curated record. The transcript has 18 exons. Bases 201 to 4136 code for a protein of 1311 amino acids. NCBI's taxonomy places the organism in Eukaryota, Metazoa, Arthropoda, Insecta, Hymenoptera, Colletidae.
GACAGCAACAUUCGGUGGAGGGCUGUCCGACAAUUCGUCGAUACUCUGUUUUGCUGUAGUACCGUACGGUAUCCAUUACGAAAGUAGUCAGCACGUCAUCGUUAAAUGGAUCGUGGAUAAUACCAUAACAAAGAAAUAACGUUAUUUCAUUGUCGAUUUGUACGCUUUCUCCAAAAAAAUUAGGAAGUGAAGCAGCGAAAAUGCAGAUCUUACUCGCGCUAAGCGCGAUUAUAGCUGUAUCUACUGCUAGAGUAGUAAUUACUGCUGAGGGUCCAACUGACCUUCAUCUUUUAGGGCAAGAGGAAUGUACAUGGGGACCUUCAUAUUGGUGUGAAAAUAUUAAAACUGCAGCUGGAUGUAAUGCUACUAAGCAUUGUAUUAAAACAAUAUGGAAUUCUAUGAAAGUACCAGAAGAUAGUGAUAAUGUCUGCACUGUUUGCAAAGACAUGGUUCAGCAAGCUCGUGAUCAGCUUGAGAGUAAUCAAACUCAAAAUGAUCUCAAGGCUGUUUUUGAAGGAAGUUGCAGACUGAUGCGCAUUAAAACAGUUGUGAAUGAAUGCAUAAAAAUUGUAGAUCAAUUUAUUCCUGAUCUUGUAGAGACGUUAGCAUCUCAAAUGAAUCCAUCUGUUGUUUGUUCAGUAGCUGGUCUUUGCAAUUCUGCUCAUAUCGAUAAAUUACUAGAGGAAUCCUCAAUUAAGGCUGCUGAAAUGAAGACUCAUUCUUUGGAAGACGACGAAAUUGAGCCUGAUGAAUGCACUAAAUGUUAUACAGUCGCAACGCAUAUGGAACAUAGACUAAAACACACCCCACGCGAUAAAAUGUUGCAGCAAAUGCUUAAUUCCUGUGCAGAAUUUAAUACUUUUACAGACGCUUGUUCAGCAAUCAUUUUGACAAAUUUCGAAACAAUUUAUACUCAUUUACAAGAAAAUUUCAAUGCACAAAAUAUUUGUCACUUAUCUGGCCAAUGUAGUGGCAAAUUCCACAAACACGAAGAUGCACAUAAGACACCUGAAGUAGAAAUCAGACCAUUAUCAAGUGUUGGUAUGGUUGAGGUAGGUGAUGAUCUUCCAUGUAAAUUGUGUGAACAACUUGUUGGACAUUUAAGAGAUCUUUUAGUAGCUAACACGACCGAAGCGGAAUUUCGUCUAGUCUUAGAUGGGUUGUGCAAACAAACAAAAUCCUUCUCCAGUGAAUGUACUGCCAUAGUUGAUGAAUAUUACCCAGAAAUUUAUGAGUAUCUUACAAAACGUCUGAAUAGUAAUGCUGUUUGUCAAAUGUCUGGAAUUUGUCCUGAACCUGGCAAAGAAAUGCAGGAUGCACCAAUUUGGCCUUUACUACCUAACAAUGUAGCUGAAGUUGGAGUACGUAUGCUUAAAGAUUCAAAGAAGAAAUUUGAAAAUGAUAAACACCAAGAACUGAGUGAAGCAGAAGUAGAAUCAAUGCAAUUGCCUAUUGAAAGAAUGUUACCUUUCCCAAUAUCAGAGGGUCCACUGACUGUUCACGGAAAGGGAUCGUGCGCACUUUGCGAAUAUGUGCUACAUUACAUACAGGACUCCAUAACGACUCCCGUUACAGAGGACAAAAUCAAACACGCAAUACAAAGAGUAUGCACAAAACUACCAGGAACUAUAAGAGGCGAAUGUUCAGAAUUUGUAGAUACUUAUGGAGACGCUAUUUUAGCUAUAUUAGCUCAAGAAAUUGAUCCAUCCCAAGCAUGCCCAAUGUUACAUUUCUGUCCAAGCCAACAGUUAAUGAAUAUGUGGGAAAGUGUACCAUCGAAGUAUAUGCUUGAAGAACAAAAGAAUAAGAAGCCCAGUUGCCCAUUAUGCUUACUUGCUGUGUCACAAGUUUAUAAUAUUAUUAAAAAUAACAAGACCGAGGCUAACAUAGAAUCUGUGCUGGAUAAAUUGUGUAUUCAUUUACCGCGUAGUCUAUCUGAAGAAUGCACAGAUUUAGUGAAAGGUUACAGCAAAGAACUUGUAGAUUUAUUACUUGCAGACUUGUCACCUCAAGAAGUGUGUGUCUAUAUUAAACUGUGCGACGAUAACAAGAACACUGGUCCAAGAAACCUGUUCAUUACAGACAACAGCGGCGAAAUAUUAACUAAUGAAAUACCAGAUACUUCGGUAAAUUUUGAGAUAGAAAACGAAGAAGGCGCUACUUGUGUUAUUUGCGAGUAUGCUAUGCGCUUUGUUGAUAAAGAGCUUGGUAGCGAAAAAGCAAGAAAUAGAGUUGAAAAUUCUGUGCGUACUGUAUGUAAACAUCUUCCAAAAACCCUUUCUCAGUCAUGUGCACAAUUCGUUAACAAAUACGGCGAUGCUAUAAUUAAUGUUAUUACAAAAGAUGUUAGUCCAAAGGAAGUUUGUAAAUUCAUGGAAUUGUGCGCAUCGUACAUGCAAGAGGAAUUCGAAGCAAUUGAUAACGAUCAAGAGACUUCAGUGAAUUCUGAGAUAUUGGCAGAUACCGAAGGAGCUACUUGUACUAUAUGCGAAUAUGUUAUUCGUUUCAUUGAAAAAGAACUCGGUAGCGAAAAAGGAAAAGAUAAAGUCACAGGUACUGUACGUGGUAUAUGUAAACAUCUUCCAAACAAAGUUCACGGAAAAUGCAACGAUUUAAUUACCAAACAUGGUAAUAAUAUAAUCGAUAAAAUUGUGCAAAACGUUAGUCCGAAAUCAGUUUGCAAACUCAUACGAGUUUGCUCAACCUACAUGCAAAUGGAGUUCGCAGCAAAUGAUGAAGUACCAGAGACUUCAGAGAGUUCUGAGAUAUGGGAAGAAGAGGACAAAGCUAUAACUUGCACUGUAUGUGAAUAUGCUAUGAAAUUCGUUGAUAAAGCAAUUGGUAGUAAAAAAGGAAAGGAUGUAGUUGAAGGUGCAGUGCGUGGUGUAUGUAAGCAUCUUCCGAAGUUCAUCUCUCGGCCGUGCAACAAAUUUAUUAACAAUCAUGGCGAUGCUGCAGUUAAUGCAAUUGUAAAAGGUGCAAGUCCCAAAAAUGUUUGUGGUCUUAUGGGACUUUGCUCAGCUUACAUGCUCGAGGAAAUUGAAGCAAUCGAUAAAGUUCAAGAAAGUUUAGUGGAUUCUGAGAUAUCGGAAGAUACCGAAGGAGCUACUUGUACUGUAUGCGAAUAUGCUAUUAGUUUCAUUGAAAAAGAACUUGGUAGCGAAAAAGGAAAGAAUAAAGUCGAGGGUACUGUACAUGGUGUGUGUAAACAUCUUCCAAAGACUCUUUCCCGGGAAUGCAACAAUUUCGUUAACAAACAUGGUGAUGAUAUAAUCAAUAAAAUUGUGCAAAACGUUAGUCCGAGGUCAGUUUGCAAACUCAUACGAGUUUGCUCCACCUACAUGCAAGUGGAUUUUGAAGUAAUUGAGGAAGUACCAGAUACUUUCGAGAGUACUGACAUAUCGGAAGAUAUAAACUUAGGUCCUACAUGUGUUGUUUGCGAAUAUGCUAUGCGUUUUAUUGAAAAGAAGCUUGGUAGCGAAAAAGCAAAAAAUAAAGUUGAAGAUGCUGUACGGGGUGUAUGUAAACAUCUUCCAAAACACCUUUCCAAUGAUUGCAAUAAAUUCGUUAACAAACAUGGCGAUACUGUAAUUGAUGUAAUUGUAAAAGGUAUGAGUCCCAAGACAGUGUGUACUCUCUCAGGACUUUGUGUAUUGUACGAGGAAGAAUUUAAAGCUUCUGUGGUAGAAUGUGCAACAUGCAAAGGUGUCAUAUCAGUAAUAAAUGAACUUUUAGCAAAUCCAAAAGUUGAUGAUACUAUUAUUAACGUAGUAUCUAAAGCAUGUAAACAUGUUCCAGCAAGUAAACAGAGCAAGUGUGCCACUUUGGUAAAUAUUUAUGGCCAGAGCAUAAUAAACCUUAUUGAACAACAUACUGACAGCAAGAAAAUAUGCGGCAAAAUAGGUGUUUGUGCAUCUGAAGAUUACUCAUCCAUAUCUUUGGAAAGCGCGCGAAGUAAACGAUCCUACGAGAAAGAUGACAUAAAGCGCUGUACCUGGGGUCCUGUUUAUUGGUGUUCUAGCAAUGAAACAGCUCUUAAAUGUAAAGCUGUUGAACAUUGCAAGGAAAACGUGUGGAAAGCCGAAUUCGCUCCGCCUAAACAAAUUACUUUCAGCGCAGCAGAACCUAAUGCUUAACUUUGUAAAAAUGAAAUAAAUUGAACUAUUACUUAAUACAAAGUUUUUACACUUUACGGAAUUUAGUCAUAAGAAGUUUGUGUUUAUUAUAAAUGUUACAUCAAUGAUAUUAAGAGUCUAAUAUUAGUCUCUUAACAAUGCACUAUUCUUUUAAAAUAUAAAAAUGUGAUACCUUUGUUAAAAUCUUCCAUUAUAAUAUUUAACAGAAGAUUAUAUAUAGUAUGUUGUAUACAUAGGUACUUUAAAAGUAAUAAUAAAUGUAAGCUUUUAACACUCUUGCAACAAUAUUGCCGUUCACGAUAUUCAAUUAAGUUCAUAUUUUGUAAUAAUUAUUGUUUGUAUACAAUCUAUGAUAUUGAAAAUAUAAUUACGUAUACUACA